This is a messenger RNA of Vanessa atalanta (red admiral), 1513 nucleotides long. RefSeq lists its product as uncharacterized. The coding region runs from base 303 to 1157 and encodes 284 amino acids. The record is from RefSeq and is a predicted model, not a curated record. The transcript is spliced from 5 exons. NCBI's taxonomy places the organism in Eukaryota, Metazoa, Arthropoda, Insecta, Lepidoptera, Nymphalidae.
AAUUCAAUAUACAAAAGUAAAUAACUGAUAAAAUAAAUAAAUAUUGUUGUUCUAAAUACGGUACCUAGGUAAUUAUAUUGUAGGAUUGUUUAUUAGGUAGCACGCAGUGUAAGCGUGUGUUCAGACGUCACACUCGUUCCGUGGUCGGCUUACUGGAAACCGGACUGAUCGAGAACAUUUUAUUAUCGUGCAAUGUUUAUCACGCUUUGGUAUUGAAAGUAAACAAAUUUCUUUGCAUUUUCGAUUAACUUUUAAUAUUAUUCACUCUAUCGCCAGCAAUCACGUACUCUUUACCAUAAAAUAUGUCAGAAGAAAAAUUUGAAUUACGAGUAAUAACUUACAUGUGUCCAACGCAUCCCGUGGAAUUAUAUGAAUUAAUUAUAAAGCUACUGGAAGAAGCCUUGGAUUGCCAUGCGAUAUUACAAUAUGAAAGUCGUAGCCCCGGUCCGAUUUCCGGACGUCCAGACCCUUUUGCAAGAGAUAAAAUUGAUCUCGCGUUUAUGACUGCAGCAGCGUACAUGAACUUAAAGGAAAGUAACAAUGAGUUUGCCGAGCUACUACUCGUUACACCGGUGUUCGCCCACCAGAUGAAUGUAGAGAAUAAGCCGGGCUACUUUUCGGACGUUAUCAUUCACUGUGAUAAAAAAGCCCACAACGUAAACACUUUGUUGGAUCUCAGAGGAUGCACUUUUGCAUGCAAUGACGAACAAUCUCUUAGUGGAAGCAAAAUUGUUCUUAAAACACUUAAAGAAAAAGGGGAAAAUGCUUCAUUCUUUGGAUCAGUUCUAAAAUCUGGAUCACAUUUGGCAUCGGCGCAAAUGGUGUUAUCUAAACAAGCUGACUGGGCAACAGUUGAUUCAACAACACUUCUUUAUUCAAAAAAGUUUAUGCAGGACGGUGGAAAAGACAUUAUUACAUUAGAAACGCUAGGACGAUUGCCGCCCUACCCCAUCGUGGUUAAUUCAAGACUCCCAGAUAACAUCAAGAAUAGAAUAACUAAGACUCUUCUUACUUUGCCAGACACACCAGAAUGGAAAAGGAAAUUUGCUAAGUUCGGUCUCAUAAAGUUCCAUAGUAACAAUAAUGGUGCUUAUGAUGGGCCGGCUGCACAGAUGUGGUCCAUCCAGACCGAAAAACUCAAUAUUAGAUAUUAUUAGACUUUUUUUAAUUAUAAGUUUAGUUUAUGUUUUAUACAUCCUGUAUGUUGAUUAUACACCAAAAAAAUAAAAAUAUUUUUAUACUAUUUACAAAAAAAAAACUCAAAUUAUUUUGAAAUCUCUAUAUAAUAGUAUUUGGAAUCUUUAAUUGCCUGAAUUUUCUAUUUUACAAUUUUGGAGAAUAAACCUAAAUGAUAGUGUCUCUUUGUUCUUUCCGCACUGAAUGAUGAUUUUGUGCGGUACUUGAAUGGCCAGAGAUGAUGGUUUUUUUAUACUCGGACUGUUGUUUUCCUGUAAAAUUAUAUUUUUAAGAAAUUUUUAAUAAAAAUAAUAAAAAUGUUCUUUAAACAAUGUCA